UCUAAGCAGGUGAUAAAUACGCGUGGGGUAAAGAACAACAGGAUAGCAAGUCAGCAGAAGGGAAAAGUAAUGGAGGAGAUAAAGUUGGAUGAGAAGCAAGCCCUGGCAUGCUGCGGCAGCACCCAAUUUGCCAAGCAAAUGGCUAUGGCCUCUCCAUUUCCAUCCUUGGAUCACGCUAUCUCUGCCGCCACGGAUAUCUGGUUCAACAAGGUUGAUGUUAAUGGUUGGCUGGAAGCUUUCGCAGCUCAUCCUCAGAUCGGAGAAUCCCCUUCUUCUCACACCACCAGUGCUCAGUGGAGUAAAGGAGAACAAGCAACUGCUUUAGCAACUGCCACUGAUUCUGGGUUACAGGAACUAUCCAACUGGAAUGCUCAAUAUAGGCAAAAAUUUGGACAUGUAUUUUUAAUUUGUGCCGCUGGGAGGAGUGCUGCCGAAAUACUUAAUGAAUUGAAGAACCGGUACUUGAACAGGCCCAUACUUGAGCUUGAGAUAGCAGCCCAGGAGCAAAUGAAAGUAACGGAAUCACGUCUUAGAAAGCUUCUCUCUGCUAAAGCUAAAGCUGAUUCAACAGGCAGUCAGUAUUCAAUGGUGGGCGUAAGAAAAGCUGAAGUCUCUAAUCUACAUGCUGUUUCACAUUGCACCAUUUCUCAUGAACGAGUGGGCAUAAUUGGACAACAUUUAAAUGCUUCUUUAGAAGGUUUCCUGGGAAAAGCACCUCAAGUCCAAACUCGAACCCGACCACCCAUUACUACCCAUGUCUUGGAUGUUUCUAGGGGAUCUCCAGGUGCUGGUAUUGAAGUACAUUUGGAAAUGUGGAAGGGCAGCCAACCUCGUCCAUUGUUUGGUGAGAUUGAUAUAGGUGGCUGGGUACUUCAAGGAUCUUCAACUACUGAUAAAGAUGGACGAAGCGGUCAGUUGAUGAGCAUGGUAGAUGCUUUAAGCCCUGGAGUAUACCGGAUAAGCUUUAACACAGGUAAGUACUGCCCUGAAGGCUUUUUCCCCUAUGUUUCAAUUGUCUUUGAAAUCAGGGAGACGCAAAAAUUUGAGCAUUUUCAUGUUCCGCUGCUGCUUUCACCAUUCUCGUUCGCUACUUACCGUGGGAGCUAGAGGAAUUUUAUGUUUCUGAUAUUCAAGCAUAGGGGUAGCUGACUGAGACGGUCGUCUUUUAAUGUCAUUACGGUAUGUUGCUUAGUUAUUAGUGUGAUGAAAAUGGAGACGUGCCUUCUUAUUUCAAUAAAAAAAAAAAAAAAA
Durio zibethinus is the source of this 1251-nucleotide messenger RNA. RefSeq names its product transthyretin-like protein. Gene Ontology annotation, biological process: urate catabolic process; purine nucleobase metabolic process. Gene Ontology annotation, cellular component: peroxisome. The record is from RefSeq and is a predicted model, not a curated record. Gene Ontology annotation, molecular function: hydroxyisourate hydrolase activity; 2-oxo-4-hydroxy-4-carboxy-5-ureidoimidazoline decarboxylase activity. NCBI's taxonomy places the organism in Eukaryota, Viridiplantae, Streptophyta, Magnoliopsida, Malvales, Malvaceae.